UUAAAGUUUCUCCAAAAUCAAGAAUGGUAUAAAAGAAUGGCUACUUUAGCAAUCUUGAGAAAUUGGUUAGUUCUACUAAUUCAUUUCUAAAAGAUAUUUAUAUUAACUUUUGUAAUAAAAAUAUUCAUGACAAAAGUUCUUUAAUCAUAGGUUCUUUUUUAGAAAAUUGUACAAAUCUUUUAAUUUUGAAAAUUGAUUUAAGUUGUAAUAAAAUUGGUGUUUAGGGUGCUUUAGAAAUAACUAAGUCUCUGAUAAAAUGUAAGAAUCUAAAAAAAUUAGACUUAAAUCUUAGCUGCAACCAAAUUAGUUCUUUGUAAGGCUUAGGUUCUUCUCUAGCUUAAUGCUAUAAUCUUUCAAAUUUAACUCUUGGUUUUAAAUCAAAUAAAAUUGACGAUGAGGGUACUUAAAUCUUAGGCUUUUCUUUGGCAAAGCACAUUAAUAUUUUAAAUUCUGAAAUCUCCCUCUAAGAAAGUAAAUAAACUAAUUAAGAUAGUUCUUAAGAAUAACUAGCUAGUACUAAUAUCUAAAAACUUAGUCUCGAUCUCAGUAACAAUAAAAUUGGUGCUAAGGGUGUUUAAGGCUUAUGUGAUUAUUUUACAAACUGCAAAAAUCUUUCAAGUUUCACACUCAAAUUAUACGCUAAUAAAAUUAAUCCAGAAGGUGCAUCAAUCUUAGGAUCUUCUUUUGCUAAAUGUAGCAAUCUCGAAAUUUUAGAGUUGGAUUUAGGUGGUAAUAAAAUAGGUGAUGAGGGCGCUUAAUCCAUUUGUUUUAAUUUAGUAAAGUGCAAUAAUCUCUCAAAUUUGAUACUUAAUUUUUUCUCUAAUAAUAUAAAUGCUGUUGGUGCAAAAGGUUUAGGUUCUUCAUUAUCAAACUGUAUUAAUCUCAAUAGUUUGAAUAUUAGAAUUGAUCGUAAUUUAUUUGGGUCUUAGGGUGCAUUAAAUUUAUUUUCUGAUUUAUCAAACUGCUCUAAUCUAUCAAAUUUUUAUCUUGAACUCAACUAGAAUUAAAUUGGAGAUGAAGGUAUAGCUAAUUUAGGUUCUUGUUUAGCAAAAUGCUCUAAUAUCUAAAAUUUAGUACUCAAGAUCUUUUAUAAUCAAAUUGGUUCUUAAGGUAUGUCAAGUUUAGGUUCUUCUUUAUCUAAAAUUACUAAUCUCUCAAAUUUGAGACUCGAUAUCAGUGGCAACUAAAUUGGUGAAGAUGGUGCGUAAGGCUUCUCUUAAUCAUUUUAAAAUUUCAUGAAUCUCUCUAAUUUAAACCUUACCUUCAAUGAUAACUCUAUCAAUGACAAAGGUGCAUAAAGCUUAUUUUCCUCUUUAAAAAACUGCACUUAUCUCUAAAAACUAACUCUCACUCUUUGUAGAAAUAGUUUUGGUGAUUAAGGAAUUUAAGUCUUAGGUUUUUCUUUAAUGAAUUGCAAGAAUCUUCUUUACUUAAAUCUUAAUUUUUGCGACAAUUUAAUUAGUGGAUAAGGUGUAUUAUCCUUAGGUUCUUCAUUAAGGAAAUGUAUUUUUAUCUAAAAAUUAUAUAUUGACUUUAGAUCAAAUAGAAUUAAAAAGGCUUUAAAAAAGGCUUUUUAAAAUUAAUGCCUUAAGUUAAUGAGACUAAUAAUUAAAUCUAUAAAUUUGUGAUAGAGAUCACUAUUAUUUUAUUUUUUUGACGACAUAUGAAAUCUUCACUAAAAGAAAAUUACCUUGCAAUAUAUAAAUAUUAUGAGCAUUUAUUUUUAAAUUUAUGUUCUAAUUUAGUAUUUUAU
This is a messenger RNA of Tetrahymena thermophila SB210, 1753 nucleotides long. RefSeq lists its product as hypothetical. The record is from RefSeq and is a predicted model, not a curated record. The transcript is spliced from 19 exons. NCBI's taxonomy places the organism in Eukaryota, Ciliophora, Oligohymenophorea, Hymenostomatida, Tetrahymenidae. Gene Ontology annotation, molecular function: protein binding.